GAUAAAAUAUACUAAACCAUAAAUAUGGAUAAAAUCGAAUACCUUAAUUAUGAUUAAAAUUUCGCUUUAAAAAUGGUGUAAAUAAAUAAACUAGUUAAAUAAUCUUGCGAAGAUAUACAAUUAUUUAUCUCAUAAGCCAUCAAUUUCUUGAAUAUGUAAGACGAAGAUCCUGAAAAUGAGUCAGAUUUAGAAUCUGAAUUAUAAGUCUUCAAUAAGAAUUACAUAUUUUCUCAAGAUGAAAAUGAAAGAGAAUCUUGUUAUAUUCCAAUUUAUAAAAAGAUUUAUCUUAAUAAUAAAAACAGAAUUAGAGUUGAGCCUGAUGAACUUUUCAUGUUAUAAAAAAUUCAAUCUAUUUAUGAGAAGAUAUUUAAUAAUAACAUUGUUCUUAUUUAUAGAUGUAUUUACGAUUAUGAGAAUAUCCAUAUUUACAACUCUAAAUGUAAUUAUAAUGGAGAGAAAUAAAAAUAAAUAUAAGGAAGAAUGAGCAAUAAGAAAAUAAAUGAUCCUUAGGAUUUAGAUAGUUUCGAGCAUCCUUAAGGUUAAAACUCUAAAAAAGUGAAAAUAGAAGAAGAACAAAAUCAAUAAAUUUCUGGUUAAGAUUUUGGUUGCGAAAUAUCAAAAAAAUAAAUUCAGAAUGAUCAUCAUUCCUAAAUGAAUAAAUAAUCUUAAUAGGAAGAACCUAUAACUUAAAGUGUAAAUUUACCUUAAAGCGAAGCUUUACUUGGUGGUGCUAUUGUAUCUAAUAAAAUAAUUUUACACAAUAGCAUGAGUGUGAAUAUAUUCAAAAGUAUGCCUGUAUCCAAUAUCAUACCUGCAUCUAAUAACAUGUCUGUACCAAAUAGCAUGUCUAUACCAAAUAAUAUAUCUGUAUCAAAAAGUAUACCUGCAUUUGAUAACAAGCCUGUACCUUAUAGUAUGUCUGUAUCCAGUAUCAUUUCUGCAUCCAAUAGUAUAUAUGAACCUAAUAAUGUACCUAUACCCUAAAACGGAAUCGUGACCAAAAUCUACCCUAUGCUCCAGCGUUAAAAUUUAUUCGAUUAUCUUUGUUAAAUACAGAAAAAUUUGUAUGAAAGAUUAGAUAUAUUUUUGAAAUUAAGUCAAAAAUAAUACGACUUCGUCAUCAGUGACUAUUCUAAUAUUAAGAAAGAUUUUAACGCUUUUUAUGAAUUCUUCAAUUAAACUUUUAGAGAAACUGCUUAAAAUUAUUUUUAAAGUAAAUUUGGAAUGUAAGCUAUGUUUAAUGAAGCUUUAUUUAAUAAAUUGGUGGAUAAAAUAGUUAUUUAGUAGCCAUAUGGAUGUGCUGACUUGUCAAAAGAUUAUUUUAUAAAAUAUAUGUUAAAUCCAGAUCAUAUUUAAACCCAUAUCUAAAGAUUCCCAAAAAUGGUAAAUAGUGAUUUGAAACAUUUUGCGACUUUUGCUACUGAAUGCAAUAAAUUAAAAAAAACAGUUGAUUAUGUGGUUUUUAAUUCCGAUACAGUUUAACAACACCAAAGUUUUGUACCAGUUUUAAAAUUAGAUGAUAAUUUAAAUUUAAAUGAAUAAUUAUCUAUUUCUACGAAGUUGAUUUAUUUCCACUAAAUCGGAAUUGAAAAGUUUAUAAAUGAAAUGUAAGGAUUCUUAAGAUAAGAUCUAAACAUAUAAUUUAGUAUAUAUUUCUCCCUUGUAAUAAUAAAAAAAUUGUUCUUUGCAUGCGAUUUUUAUGGAGAUCCUCUAGAAGAUACUGAAUUGCAAAAUUUUAUUGAAUCUAUGAAACUCUUUUAAUAAUAUUAUACCGGGUAAGAAUUUAAUUUAUAGAUUAAUAGAAAUCAUGCUCCGUAUUUAUCUAACCGAUAAAGUAAUAUAAAUAAAAUGGAAGAAGAUAGUUUUGACUAUGAAAAAUAUAAACAAUAAAACAUGGAAUUGUUUUAGAAUAAAAAAUAAAAAGAUCUUGGAAAGAAAAAUAAUGACGAAGAAUAGAAACAAAUAGAUAGUUAGAUGUAUAAAGCUAGAAUAAGAGAUUCUAAUAAUGUUUAAGAUUCUUAAUAAGGAUAUCAUCCUGAAAAAUAAAACACUGUUCGAUAAAUGAACAUACCAUUUUAACUUUCGAAUAACACGAUGUUAUAAAAAAGCAUAAAUAAAAUAGAUAAAAAAAGUUAUGAGUUAGAAUAUG
Molecule: messenger RNA, 2149 nt
Organism: Tetrahymena thermophila SB210
Lineage: Eukaryota; Ciliophora; Oligohymenophorea; Hymenostomatida; Tetrahymenidae
Exons: 7
Source: RefSeq, a predicted model, not a curated record